AAAUCGUUGACUUCUUAGCAUUUCCCUUGAAUACAAUGUUUAGGAUACCAGUGUUUGCUCUUAUGAUAUGGGCACAGAUAGUUACAGUGGACACUACAUGUGAUUCUGAACUUAAGAAUGUGCUCUACCAAGAUAUUCUUAAUAUGCUGAUGAAGAUGAAAGGUCCUAGUUCUGCAGAACCGUCUACCUGUAACUGCAAGAAGAUUGUAAUUGCUUUCACAGCUUCGCUGUCAGCUGCAAAAUCCAUUGGCAUAAACGAGGUUGUUAAGUUUGAUAAAGUUUGGACCAAUGAGGGAAACGGAUAUCACUCAAAUUCUGGAGUCUUCACAGCACCAAAGACAGGAUUCUAUCAAAUAUCUGCAACAAUAAUGUCUCCGAAUGGAAAAUAUUUUCAUUCAUAUCUUAUGAAAAAUAAUAAACAAACUGUUGGAAUGUACCCAGGACAAGGCCAUCAUACAGGUGCAGCAAACAUUGUUCUGAAAUUAAAGAAAGGAGAUCGUGUGUACAUUAGGCAUGCAAGCAACAUCGAGAGCAUUUAUAGUGAUAGCAAUCAUUAUAGCAUGUUUUCUGGAUUUCUUAUUUCUGAAUAA
Messenger RNA from Mytilus trossulus (common blue mussel), 590 nucleotides. RefSeq names its product heavy metal-binding protein HIP-like. The record is from RefSeq and is a predicted model, not a curated record. Lineage: Eukaryota; Metazoa; Mollusca; Bivalvia; Mytilida; Mytilidae. The transcript has 4 exons. Gene Ontology annotation, molecular function: protein binding. The coding region runs from base 36 to 590 and encodes 184 amino acids.